Molecule: messenger RNA, 1503 nt
Organism: Belonocnema kinseyi
Lineage: Eukaryota; Metazoa; Arthropoda; Insecta; Hymenoptera; Cynipidae
Product: tigger transposable element-derived protein 2-like
Exons: 4
Coding region: 1-1503 (500 amino acids)
Cellular component (GO): nucleus
Molecular function (GO): DNA binding
Source: RefSeq, a predicted model, not a curated record
AUGGAAGAGCUUGCAGGUAAUCGUAGUGCCUCAAAAUGUGUUACAAACUGCCAAAAAAGUGCCAUACUCCAGAGAAUGCAAGAUGGUGAGACUGUGCCUAAAUUAUCUCAAGAAUUCGAGAUUUCUAGAACAACCAUUCGUCGCUUCAAAAUUUCAAGUCAAAUUAGUACUCCUGCGAUGGGUGGAAACACUUUAAUAAGAAAAAAACAAGUCAACCUAACACUAUCUUCUCGGCAAUCUUUAGUUAAAGAUUUUGAAACUGGCUUAAAAAUAGAUGAUUUAUGUGUGAAAUACAAAGUUUGUGAAAAUACGGUUCGUAGAAUAAUAAAGAAAAAAACAAAUUUGCUUGAACGAAUUGAUGUUAUACAAAAAAAUUGUGGAUCUCUUGAUAAGAAAACUUUGAAGGGUGUUGAAGACAGUGACAUGGAAAAAUCAUUAUACAAGUGGUUCACACAGCAAAGAAGCAUUCCUGAAUUAGUCUCUGGAGAUGCAUUAAAAAGUAUGGCUUUAAUUUUUAAUGAAAAUUUUAGUGGGCCUAAAGGUUUUAAAGCAACUAAUGGCUGGCUUCACGGAUUCAAAAAGAGGCAUGGAAUUCAUGAAGUGGGUGUGCAGGGUGAAAAACAAUCAGCGGAUACUGAUCGCGCACAAACAAUUUCGGAAUCUUUCAAUCAAUAUUUACAAGAAAGUGACUUCGACCUUGACCAAAUUUACAGCGGUGAUGAAUCAGGAUUAUAUUAUAAAGCACUACCAAGACGGACACUAAUUGGAGGCAAUGAAAGAGGUGCAUCUGGUCACAAAGAAGUGAAGGAUCGAGUUACAUUGAUGUUUGCUGCAAAUGCCACUGGAAGCCAUAAAAUACCCUUGCUCAUUAUUGGUAAGUACGCUAAACCAAGAUGCUUCACAAAUGUAAAUAUGGAAAGUUUACCUGCAACGUACGCAGCCCAAAUAAGUGCUUGGAUGGAUCGAGUACUUUUUCUAAAAUGGUUCACUGAAGUUUUUUUACCAGAAGUGAGAAAAAAGCACCCUGACAGUAGUAGACGAGUGUUGCUUUUACUGGAUAAUGCACCUGCACACCCCAGCGCAGAGGAAUUAAAUGCGAUUGAUGAAACUGUCCAGGUAAAGUACUUACCACCCAAUGUUACUGCACUUAUGCAGCCAAUGGAUCAAGGGCCGGGCAAAAAAAUUACAGUAAAAGAUUGUCUCUACAACAUUGCAAAUGCGUGGAAUGAAGUUUCUCAACAAAGUUUAGCCAACGCAUGGAACAAGAUUCUUAAGAACAAUGAUUGGCACCUAAACCCAACUGCAUACCAUCGAGAAAUCUUAGAACUUUUGGAAACCUUAAAAAAACUUCAUGGUUUCGAAAAUGUCACAUAUGAACAAACUCCCAACGACAGAGACUUGAUGUUCUUACUGCCAGGCUGCGUCAGAACAAGAAAAAUAUUGCACGAAGGAAACAAAAUAGAAACUUUCAGACAGAUGAAAGAAGGUUCUAUCGUGAACUGA